Colletotrichum acutatum is the source of this 1022-nucleotide messenger RNA. RefSeq lists its product as uncharacterized. The transcript has a single exon. NCBI's taxonomy places the organism in Eukaryota, Fungi, Ascomycota, Sordariomycetes, Glomerellales, Glomerellaceae. Bases 94 to 789 code for a protein of 231 amino acids. The record is from RefSeq and is a predicted model, not a curated record.
ACCCCUGCCUCACAUCCUCCCAACUUCCUUCCUCAUCAAAACCAGUACGUAUUCUAUUCAAUUCAAUUCAGCCCCGCCGAUAUCAAACAUUAGAUGACGUCGUUCUUGAAAAACACACGGAAGGGGAAAAAAAAAAGAUGUAAAGAACCAGAGAUGUUGGAAAAAGAUAUCGCCGCGACACCUUCACGGCCCACCUCCGGCUUUCCGUUCUUCAGAGCCGUCGUUGCUCUCUUUCGGCCCUUUUCUCCCCUCAACCUCCAGACGUCUCCAGAGUCUCCAGCAAAGCCCCCAAUAUUCUCCCGAAAUCUCCAUUCUUUUGCCCUUUCUGCUGCGUGCGCAGCGUGUCACGGUCUCUCUCUUCUUUCCCCAGUUCCAGAAAACUCAGAGUCUCUUGCCCUAUUCUACAGGUCUAACCGGUCUGUCGGUCGCCGUCCGAGGGAGAGCCGACGCCGAUUCUCCCCAUCCUCCAUCCCACCCACCCGAACCACGCAACCCACGCCAUCUUCCCCUCGGGGCUCCCAGAUCUCAGGUGUUCUUUUCUCUCUUCAAUGGAUCACUCGGGGCCCCUUCCGGGGAACGAGAUGUGAAUCAAAGGGACCUCACACCGUCCCCAUUGUUUCGGCCUCCGCCACGACGCCGCCGCCGACAACGGCCAACCACAUCACUAUCGCGAUCCGUCUUCCCCCCGCACACCUUUCCAAGUCUCGACUAUUCUUUGGUCUCUCCGUUCUCGUAAGGGGAGUCGUAAGAGGAGGUCAUGAGGCUCCCAUGGGGUUCGGUGAUGCCUAAGAAAAAAAGUAUCGUGCCUCGGCUUAUUCGUCUCCACAGUUAUUUUCGUCAGUCACGCACUACCAGAACCACCACGGACCAUAUUCCCCAGCACUGUUAACCUCGCGACAUAUCGACGAUGCCCAAUCUCCACUGUUAUCACGCGUCACUUCUAUCCAGAGAACAACCAGCUUUCCAGCCUAUACGAGAGGAAAAAAGGAUUGGGUCUCGAUUAGGAAUCAAAACUCGACAAU